Messenger RNA from Delphinapterus leucas (beluga whale), 3581 nucleotides. The record is from RefSeq and is a predicted model, not a curated record. NCBI's taxonomy places the organism in Eukaryota, Metazoa, Chordata, Mammalia, Artiodactyla, Monodontidae.
CCGCAGUGCCUGGCGCUCGGGAAGAGGUGGUUGUGAGGGGAACCAGUUCGUGGCUCUCCGGUUCCGAGGUCUGAGGUUUGUCGGAGGAGGGAGAGGGCGGCGAGCGACAACAAUCUGCUGCAGCCGGUCCUCGGCGACUUUCCCGCUGACCUCCGCGCGACGUACCCGCCGCCGCUGUUGGUUGGAGCAUUUGACAUUGUGCAGCAAAGAAAUGGUUAUGGAGAAGCCCAGUCCGCUGCUUGUAGGGCGGGAGUUUGUGAGGCAAUAUUAUACUUUGCUGAAUAAAGCUCCAGAAUAUUUACACAGGUUUUAUGGCAGGAAUUCUUCUUAUGUUCAUGGUGGAGUAGAUGCUAGUGGAAAGCCCCAGGAGGCAGUUUAUGGCCAAAAUGAUAUACACCACAAAGUAUUAUCUCUGAACUUCAGCGAAUGUCAUACUAAAAUUCGUCAUGUGGAUGCUCAUGCAACCUUGAGUGAUGGAGUAGUGGUCCAGGUCAUGGGUUUGCUGUCUAAUAGUGGACAGCCAGAGAGGAAGUUUAUGCAAACCUUUGUUCUGGCUCCUGAAGGAUCUGUUCCAAAUAAGUUUUAUGUUCACAAUGAUAUGUUUCGUUAUGAAGAUGAAGUAUUUGGUGAUUCUGAACCAGAACUUGAUGAAGAAUCAGAAGAUGAAGUAGAAGAGGAGCAAGAAGAAAGGCAACCAUCUCCAGAACCUGUGCAAGAAAAUGCUAGCAGUGGUUACUAUGAAGCUCACCCUGUGACUAAUGGCAUAGAGGAGCCAUUGGAAGAAUCGUCUCAUGAACCUGAACCUGAGCCAGAAUCUGAAACAAAGACUGAAGAGCAGAAACCGCAAGCGGAGGAGAAGAACUUGGAGGACUUAGAGGAGAAGUCCGCUUCUCCUCCUCCCGCUGAGCCUGUGUCUCUGCCACAGGAACCACCAAAGGCUUUCUCCUGGGCUUCAGUGACCAGUAAAAACCUGCCUCCUAGUGGUACUGUUUCUUCCUCUGGAAUUCCACCCCAUGUUAAAGCACCAGUCUCACAGCCGAGAGUGGAAGCUAAACCAGAAGUUCAGUCUCAGCCACCUCGUGUGCGUGAACAGCGACCUAGAGAACGACCUGGUUUCCCUCCUAGAGGACCAAGACCAGGCAGAGGAGAUAUUGAACAGAAUGAAGCUGAUAACCGUAGAAUAAUUCGCUAUCCAGAUAGUCAUCAACUCUUUGUUGGUAACUUGCCACACGAUAUUGAUGAAAAUGAACUGAAAGAGUUCUUCAUGAGUUUUGGAAACGUUGUGGAACUUCGCAUCAAUACCAAGGGUGUUGGGGGAAAGCUUCCAAAUUUUGGUUUUGUGGUUUUUGAUGACUCUGAACCAGUUCAGAGAAUCUUAAUUGCAAAACCAAUUAUGUUUCGAGGGGAAGUACGUUUAAAUGUGGAAGAGAAAAAGACAAGAGCUGCCAGAGAGCGAGAAACUCGAGGUGGUGGUGAUGAUCGCAGGGAUAUUAGGCGCAAUGAUCGAGGUCCUGGUGGUCCCCGUGGAAUAGUGGGCGGUGGAAUGAUGCGGGACCGGGAUGGAAGAGGACCCCCUCCAAGAGGUGGCAUGGCACAGAAACUUGGCUCUGGGAGAGGAACCGGGCAGAUGGAAGGCCGCUUCACAGGACAGCGUCGCUGAGGCUCCACUGUUGGCAAAGUUUUGGCAGUGGUACAUUAUUCAUCGUGUUUGCAUUCUUGUUAAUUUUUUUUGGCUUUGGAAUGUGACACAGCCUUUUUGAUCAUUUCUUUGAUGUGAAAAGCAUCUUUUGGUUAUCAGUUAAAUUGAGGUGGACAUUAUUUCCCCAGUUUUACAACAGGAUUCGCAUUGUUAAUUUAUAAAUCUAGACUUGGAGAAUUAAGGACUGAGAAAUGACCAUAUCUUAAACUGUCUGCAACAAAAAUGAACUUAAAAGGACAUGCCCAACUGAAUUCAGGUCCUUUGAGUCAAAAAAAAUCCUCUGCUGCACAUUUUGUUUAAGUGUUACUGUUUCUGCCUGUUAAUGUUGGAAACACAAAUAGUGCAAUUUGUGCAAUUGGAGAAACUUGCCUUUUUCCUUGGCUCCCCCCAAAAAUACAAACCAACAGAAACUUGUUAUGCACUAAUGGGUACUCUGAACUCAUUAACAUUGACAUCUGCAAAGGAGGCAACAGGGGAAAAAAUCUUUCAUCUUUUUUUCCAGUAGCGCAUAGUUGUGAAAUGAUGAGGGCAUUUUUACCUGCUUGCUGUGACCAGCGUGUGUAUACAUAAACCUUAACAAGACUACAAGUAUAUUCCAGAAGGAAAUCAUUUAGUUAUGAACUAAAUAACAAAAAUCCGAACUUCAAAUGCUGUGGUCUUGAAUAUUAGACCAGAUUUAGUAGCUCCAUAUCUAAGAUUUUUCUACCUGCCCCUCUUCAGUACAGGGAUGGCUGGCUGCUCAGCACACUCCUCCUCCCCCGUUUCCUUUCUUUAAGCUGUGUACAGUGAAAAUUGUCUUUACUGUAUUCUGUUCUCUGGUAAUGUAAUGAGCAUGAUGGUGCCUUCUAUUAAUACAUCAUUCCAGUCUUGCUGGUAAUUUUGUACAGUAUAGUGUAUGAAUUGCUGUGCUGCAAAGCCAAACAGCUACAAAAUGUUGAAAAAUCAUUGAAGUGUAUAAAAAUUGCAGUAUCUUUAAAAUCAGUAAAAUUGACUAGCAUAUUAUUUACCUUGUUCUUCAGUUAACAACUUUGUGUUCUCUGUGGGAGGGAGUCUUGUGUGUUUGGGAGGGAGGGGGAAGGAGGAAGUCAGUUAUUUGAGUAAGUCUCUUGUUGACUUUUCUGUUAGCCUGAAUGUGAACGUUGAAGCAUAUCACUUGAGAGGUGCUGGAAAAGUCAAUCAACUUGAUGCACAUUUUUAGUGACAUUUUAAAAGCAGUCAGAUUCCAUAAAUGGCAAGUAAACCUGGAGUGAGGAUACUGCAAUUUUCAGAGAAAAGAACAGCAGCUCUUAAGUGUUUGCAUUUCUAUUUGGGGGGCAGGGAACUGUCAUUCAUUUUGCACAAUUCUUGAACCGAUGUCAGCACCCGAGUGGCUCUGAAUUUAAGUCUGGGACGACAUCUUUUAUUUUUACAUGAAUUUCUAAACAAUUCUGUGAGCAAAGUUUGUAGCUGCUGGAUUAUUGUCUGUCUUUAUAGCAAGUUCCAGUAAACCACAAGUAUGACAAAAGGAUAUCCAAUUUUAUGCUUGGAGCAUUUAGUACCUACUAGUUUCUGGAUGUUUCAGGCUAGGAGUGGGGUAAAUAAGUGUGACCACUUAAAGCUGCUUGUUAGCAUGGAAGACUUCUCCAUUCUAUCUUAGUAAAAACAAACAAAAAAUGCACUUGACAUAAUAGCAAACUGGUUCUGAAUUAUGGAACUGUGUUUGCUGUUUAGUAAACUAGCAAAUGAUGCACAUGUUUUGUUUUUCAUGUACUGGGCGGUAUAAGUAAAAUUAAAUCUGUCCCUUUUUUUCCCCCUUGAAUGAGGUCUUCCAUGUUCGAGGAAAAGUCUUGCACUAUUGCGUAUAUUUUGGGGACACAGAUUUCCCAGUUUCCCUUUUGGGGGG